This is a messenger RNA of Camelina sativa (false flax), 333 nucleotides long. RefSeq lists its product as uncharacterized. The record is from RefSeq and is a predicted model, not a curated record. NCBI's taxonomy places the organism in Eukaryota, Viridiplantae, Streptophyta, Magnoliopsida, Brassicales, Brassicaceae.
AUGGGAAUUAGAGCACCUCCCGUUGAGAACAAUAACUAUGAGAUCAAGUCAAGUCUUAUCAACAUGGUGCAGAGCUCAAAGUUUCAUAUUUUGCCUAUGGAAGACCCUCUUGACCACUUAGAUCAGUUUGAUAUGAUGUGUGGGACAGUGAAAAUCAAUGGUAUCUCUGAAGAUGCAUUCAAGCUCCGCCUCUUUCCGUUUUCUCUUGGAGAUAGAGCUAGGACUUGGGAGAAGAACCUACCAGUGGGAUCAGUCACCUCUUGGGAUCAAUGCAAGAGAGCUACCAAAGAUAAGGAUGUUAUACAUUAUACAGAGGGGUGCAACCAAAGAUAA